This is a messenger RNA of Aspergillus chevalieri, 654 nucleotides long. RefSeq lists its product as uncharacterized. Bases 1 to 654 code for a protein of 217 amino acids. The transcript has a single exon. Lineage: Eukaryota; Fungi; Ascomycota; Eurotiomycetes; Eurotiales; Aspergillaceae. The record is from RefSeq and is a predicted model, not a curated record.
AUGGCCAUCACCUCGUUGGACAUGAACCCAAAAUUCUCCGCCAGCAACCCUUCGAUGAAUAAAAGAUGGCCUCCGCUGGCUGACAAGACCUCUCUCCCUUACAAACUCACUUCUCUCUCCCGUCAAAAACUCGCUCGUGAGGCUACCGCCCCGAAUCCUGAUAUCCGUCGUUGUCUCGGCCACUUUCGUCUCCACUGCUCGUCCAUGGAAUGGGCGCAGAAGGAUAUGACUACUCGCAUCAACUCUUUUGAGAUGGAGGACGAUGAUGAGGACGAGGAGGAAGAGGUGCAGCAACAACAGGAAGAGAAGGAGGACAAACAAACCAAGGAACUUCCGUUGCUAGGAGCCGACCAUGAGGACAAGAACAAGGUCAAGGGUCGCAAGGACGACGAAGAUGAGGAGGGUUCCGACAGGAAGCAAUUGCAUGUUCGGUUCCAGAUCUCCGUGAAGCCUUCGACUACCACUACCACACCCUCGCAAUCCUCUUCUCCAUCACAAUCACCGACUCCGUCUUCUCCCUCCUCUCCGUCCGACAAAGAGACGGAGAACGCAAAGGACGGACUCUUGGAAAAGGGGAUCAGCUGUAUCGAAAAAACACGACAGCACUUCUGGUCAAAUCCGGCACAGUGCCUUCCAAUCCGGAUAGCCAGUUAG